Molecule: messenger RNA, 1668 nt
Organism: Pseudovirgaria hyperparasitica
Lineage: Eukaryota; Fungi; Ascomycota; Dothideomycetes; Acrospermales; Acrospermaceae
Product: amino acid transporter
Exons: 9
Coding region: 1-1668 (555 amino acids)
Biological process (GO): amino acid transmembrane transport
Cellular component (GO): membrane
Molecular function (GO): amino acid transmembrane transporter activity
Source: RefSeq, a predicted model, not a curated record
AUGGCCUCUACGAGUGUCGAUUACGGCACAAAGCCAGCGUCGAUUGUUGAUGCUAGAGGCUCGCCGGGCACGUCGAUUCGAUCGUCUAACGAUCAAGCUGCUGUAUCUCACGAUUCCACGCACCGGAAGUUGAAGCCUCGUCAUAUUCAACUGAUUGGCAUUGGCGGUACGAUUGGCACGGCGCUCUAUGUGCAGAUUGGUCGUCCGUUGAUUCAAGGCGGCCCGGCAAGUCUGUUUAUUGCGUACACGAUAUGGUGUGGAUUCGUCUUAUGCGUAACACUGUGCAUGGCUGAGAUGGCCACAUAUCUCCCCAUAUCCUCGCCCUUCAUUCGCUUCGCUGGCAGGUUUGUCGAUGAAGCGUUUGGAUUCGCAGCGGGUUGGAACUUCUUCGUAUUCCAAGCCGCUCUGGUACCAUUCGAAAUUGUAGCCUGCAACCUCAUCAUUCAUUUCUGGAGCGACGCCGUGCACGCCGGGGUCAUUAUCACUAUCGUCAUAGCACUCUACGCCCUCAUCAACCUCUUAGCCGUAAAAUGGUACGGCGAAACCGAAUUCUGGGCCGCUCUGGGCAAGGUCCUUCUAAUCGUCGGUCUUAUCAUCUUCACCUUCAUAGCCAUGCUAGGCGGCAACCCCCUAGGCGACCGUUUCGGCUUCCGAUACUGGCGCGAUCCAGGGGCAUUCACAUCUCCGCCCGCAUUCUCAUACACGGGCGACACGGGCCGCUGGCUCGGCUUCUUCCAGUGCCUGAUCCAAGCUGCUUUCGCCAUCGCCGGACCAGAUUACGUCUCCAUGGCCGCCGGCGAGGCAGAGAACCCGCGCGUCAUAAUGCCGCGCGCGUACAAAGCCGUCUUCUACCGCCUGACGGCGUUCUUCGUGCUGGGCAGUCUGUGUGUCGGUAUUCUGGUGCCGUACAACGACCAGGACAUGAUUCGGGCGUUUGAGGACGGCGAGCCGGGCGCGGCGGCGAGUCCGUAUGUUGUCGCGAUGAAUAGGCUGCAGAUCAGGGUCUUGCCGCAUAUCGUCAAUGCGAUGGUGCUUGCAUCCGCAUUCUCUGCUGGAAAUAGCUACGUGUACUGCGCGAGCCGCAGUCUCUUCGGUUUGGCUCUCGAGGGGAAAGCGCCGAAGUUUCUUACUAUCUGCAAUCGCAACGGCGUGCCGUACUACUCCGUCGGGAUCGUCCUUCUCAUCGCGCUGCUUUCGUUCCUCCAGCUUUCUGAAAACACUGCUGUUGUGCUGAGUUGGUUUGUCAGUCUUGUGACGGCGUCUCAGCUGCUCAAUUUCAGUGUCAUGUGCUUCACUUUCCUGCGAUUCAAGAAGGCGUGUGAGGCACAGGGUCUGAAUCGCAAUACACUGCCGUUCCGCGCGCUCUUCCAGCCGUAUAUCGCGUAUAUCGGGCUUACGGGCACGCUGCUGAUGGCGAUUGUGGGUGGCUAUGCGGUGUUUUUGCCCGGGCAGUGGGACGUGCCGACGUUUUUGUUCUCGUACUUUAUGAUUGGCGCCUUUCCCGUGCUGUAUAUUGGAUGGAAGGUCAUUCACAAGACGAAAUUCAAGGCCCCGAGCGAGGUCGAUUUGUAUAGGGAUGUGGCUGAAAUUGAGGAGUAUCAGCGGACCUAUGUGCCUGAACCACCGAAAAACACGGUUGACAAGUGGUUCAACAAGAUUUUUAGCUGA